AUGGAGGGUAAGAAGACUGUCGGACAUCAAACAAUCUCCAUGGGAAAAAAUGAAAACGAAGUUCUUCAAUAUGCCUCAUUUUCAAAACGUCGAUUGAGUUUAUAUGAAUUGGCUGGUGAACUCAUUCAACAACAUGAUGUUGACAUAGGAAUAGUUCUUUUUUCUCCAACAAAUAAGCCUCAUUCAUUUUUCCACCCAACUGCUGAAACAGUUACUCAACAUCUUUUGAAUCCAAAUAUAGAAUUAAGUGACACUACACAACUUGCUGCGACAUGUGUUCGAAACAAUGUGAAUGAAAUCGAAUUUAAACUAGCAGAGUUUAAAAUUAGAGAAGAUGUUGCAAGCAAGCAAACCAUUAUACUUGAUCAAGCCAUAGAGAUGAGAGAAAUUGGUUGGUGGGAGGAAAUUGAAAAGCUCAAAAGUGAUGAGUUAACUCAGUUUGAAGCUUGGCUAAAUGUUGCUGAUUCUAACAUGAAAUAUCGUCUAGAGCAAUUGGAAAAUGAAGUUGCAUCUAAUGUUUCAUAG
Messenger RNA from Solanum tuberosum (potato), 525 nucleotides. RefSeq names its product agamous-like MADS-box protein AGL61. NCBI's taxonomy places the organism in Eukaryota, Viridiplantae, Streptophyta, Magnoliopsida, Solanales, Solanaceae. The transcript has a single exon. The record is from RefSeq and is a predicted model, not a curated record. Gene Ontology annotation, molecular function: DNA binding; protein dimerization activity. The coding region runs from base 1 to 525 and encodes 174 amino acids.